Molecule: messenger RNA, 858 nt
Organism: Colletotrichum graminicola M1.001
Lineage: Eukaryota; Fungi; Ascomycota; Sordariomycetes; Glomerellales; Glomerellaceae
Product: CmcJ catalyzes late reaction in the cephamycin biosynthetic pathway
Exons: 4
Coding region: 1-858 (285 amino acids)
Molecular function (GO): oxidoreductase activity
Source: RefSeq, a predicted model, not a curated record
AUGAUGGGACAACCAGGACGGCAAGUUAAGACGAAGAUCAAGUACUUUGAUGACCCUGGAGUGCCAUUGGUGCCCAUGGUGAUUGGAGGCCCGGAGCCUGGCAAGCCGCAACCUAAAAUCGAAAUCCCGACGACAAUUACAGAUAUUACCGGCAGAGAAGAUGAAUUCACGCUCGACGUCCAAGGAUUUCACUACGUGAAGCAUGAGAGCCAAGUGACGAACUGGGACGAUGAUGAAGAGAUCAAGCGAGUGAACUAUCCAGAAAUGGAGAAGCUGUGUUGCAAGGUUUUGGCGGAAACCGAGAACAUGCCUAAACCCUGCUUAGUGCACAUUAUGACGCAUAUAAUACGUCGUGGACCUAAGGAUGGCGAAGGCCCCCAAGGUCCGGCGCCGUUAUACGGUGUUCACGUCGACCAGUCUUUUGCAGCUGCGGAGGGUGUUGCCCAGAGAUGGCUGGGAGAUAGGGCAGAGGAGCUGCUCAAAAAGCCACGAUAUCAAAUCAUCAACGCAAGUAUGUGGCGGCCGAUUCGCCCCAUUACGCGGGAUCCCUUCGCCGUUUCCGACGCCAGAACCAUCCCGGAUUCAGACCUGGUGUUCGUGCCAGUACGAUUUCCGGACCAUGACACCGAGGCGGUGGAAGUGCGCCCGCCGACGAACUCGUCUCACAAAUGGUACUUCAAGGACCAACAGCAGCCAGAUGAUGUCUUGUUCUUCAAACAGGUGAACUCGAGCACCAAGCCGGGAGUUCCUAGAAGAGUUCCCCACUGUGCUUUCAAGGACACAGAUCUGCCCGAGGGAGCCGGAGAGCCGAGGGUCAGUGUCGAGGUCAGAGCAUUUGUCUUCUACGAUGAGGAUUAG